Molecule: messenger RNA, 2495 nt
Organism: Drosophila albomicans
Lineage: Eukaryota; Metazoa; Arthropoda; Insecta; Diptera; Drosophilidae
Gene: Oatp33Ea
Product: solute carrier organic anion transporter family member 2A1
Exons: 8
Coding region: 204-2495 (763 amino acids)
Biological process (GO): transmembrane transport; sodium-independent organic anion transport
Cellular component (GO): membrane
Molecular function (GO): protein binding
Source: RefSeq, a predicted model, not a curated record
GCUGAACUGAGCCAACUUCCACCAAUUAUAUUUAAAGUGCGUUCGAGUACCGAUAAGAUUAAUCGCAUUUGCCGCUCACCUUGUGAUAAAAUCUAUAAAUUCUCCUUGCUGUUAAUCUUAUCUUAGAGCGCGACAUGCUCAAGUGCAGCCACUGAACAGACAAACUAUUUGCAAACACAAAGAAAAGAAAACAAAUAUUCAAUAUGCCAGAGUUGAGGCGGAAGGAUCCGCCAUCGGAGCUCUACCUUUGUGGCCUGGGCAAUUGGCAUCCAGCUUGGCUGCAGAAAUAUGCCACAACCAAGACCUUCAUCGCUGUUUAUGGAUUGUUGGGCACCAUCCAAGCCAUGUCCUACAUGUACUUCAUGGUGACGCUGACCACCUUGGAGAGGCGCUUCAAGAUAACCAGCCAGACAACAGGCAUUGUUCUAAGUGGCAAUGAGAUAUCACAGAUAUUGUUGUCGCUGAUCUUGUCCUACAUCGGCGGACAACGCAAUCGCCCCCGCUGGAUAGCUUGGGGCAUUGCCAUCUGUGGCCUGUCCUGCUUUAUUCUGGUGCUGCCGCAUUUUAUCUACGGCGCAGGCGAAGAGGUCCUGAUGUUGACCAAAGAGUAUCAAGAUGCACUACAGAAUGCAACGACCUACAACUUUACACUGGCCAAGGACAACGCUCUCAGGAGUCAAGCGGGACAACUGUGCGGCAUGGAAAACACGCAACCAGAUUGCGACACGCUCUUCAACUAUGUGCCCCUCGUGCUGAUCUUCUGCUCCCAGUUUGUGCUGGGCAUUGGCAACACAAUGUACUAUGCUCUGGGUCAGACCUACUUGGAUGACAACACUAAACGGACGAAUACCCCACUCAUGUUGUCCAUUGCGAUGGCUUUGCGCAUGAUUGGACCCGCAGUUGGUUUUCUUAUUGGCUUUUUGUCACUCAACACUUUUAUUGAUCCCACUAAAACACCGCUGAUCGACGACAAGGAUCCACGCUGGCUGGGCGCCUGGUGGCUUGGCUGGGUUAUCCUGGGCACAUUGAUGUGCCUGCUCUCCGGUUUGAUUGCACUCUUCCCCAAACAGCUGCCCAAACAAAACACUGAUGCCGAGAAACACAAUUCACACUUGCCGCACGUUCUGCGCACUGAAGAACUUAGACGUGAGGAGGGUCUCUCACUGACCAGUCGCUCCUCAUCGAAUGCUGCACUGGAUCACGUUGUUGCUGGCGCCAACGCGGAGCUGCCCAAGCUAAAGGACUUUCCACGUGCCCUGAUGCGUUUGCUGCGCAACAAGCUGCUCAUGUUCAACAUCAUUGCUGGCGUCUUCUUCAUUCUGAGCGCCUCUGGCUUCAUGACUUUCCUCAGCAAGUACAUGGAGGUGAUGUUCCACAAGUCGGCUCAAAAAGCCACCAUUAUUGUGGGUCCCGCUUCGAUUCUGGGCAUGGUGGUUGGUGUCAUCACCUCGGGUCUGGUGCUGACCAAGAAGAAGCCGGCGGUCAGCAAAGUGCUGAUGUGGAACAUUUUCGUGGGCUUGAUUUACAUUUGCGGUCAAAUUGCGUACGCUUUCCUCUAUUGUCCCGACUCUGUGUCCAUAGCUCAUGUGGGCAAAUUCAACUUGACCACCAACUGCAAUGCAAAUUGCGGCUGCGAAGGCGUCGCCUACUCACCGGUUUGCCACGUGGAGAGCGACACCACCUACUUCUCGGCCUGCCAUGCCGGCUGCAGCAACUGGGAUUCCGAGACGAAGGUCUACGACAAUUGCACCUGCCUCACCGAAUCGUUGACUGUGCUCCCAAAGUUUGUAACCGCUGAGCGUCUGGUGCAAGGCUUCGAUACAACACCCAUACCAGAUGAUAGACUCGACUUUGGCAGUGGCAGCAGACCGUUGAUAGCUGGCGAGAAUCUCGAUCUUAGUGACGUGCCUUUGCUUGACGAUGAUUAUUCUGCAAACUUUGACGAUGAUUUGCUGUCGAGAAGUAAACGUGCCAUAGCCAAACUCGUCCUGGAGCCGGGUGUUUGCAUGAAGGGCUGCAACACUGCAUUCUGGACGUUCUCGCUCACCUCGAUGAUCAUCAAUUGGAUCGGCUGCUCUGGUCGCAUUGGCACCAUCUUGGUCAACUAUCGUGCCGUGUCCACGGAGGACAAAUCGUUUGCUCAGGGUCUGGCAUUGAUGAUGAUCAGUUUGUUUGCUCUCAUUCCGGGUCCCAUUAUCUUUGGCCGCAUCAUUGACUCCACUUGCCUGGUGUGGACCCAGACUUGCAAUGGCACUGGCAACUGUCAGCUUCAUGACCAAACCAGAUUCCGUUACUCGGUGAACUUUGUGUCCGUCUUUCUCACCUUCAUGGGCGUGUUCUUUGAUUGGCUGGUGUGGUAUUAUGGCCGGGAUCUGGAUCUCUAUGGAGACAAGGAGACGAAGCGCAUCGAGGAAGCCAACAGACAUGAUCAGCCCAUUACGCCGCUGUUGGCCAGGAAGACAGAGAAUGCGGAUCGCAAAUACUCAAUUUCCUAG